This is a messenger RNA of Punica granatum (pomegranate), 890 nucleotides long. Lineage: Eukaryota; Viridiplantae; Streptophyta; Magnoliopsida; Myrtales; Lythraceae. The record is from RefSeq and is a predicted model, not a curated record.
AUUUAUACCUUAUUCACGGCCCCUUCUUCUCUAUCGUCUGUUGUGUGCCCUAACCCCUAUCGGUGACGCCCGCCGGUCGCCGUCUCAGCACUGACUAACUUGAGCACCGUCUCAUCCCCAGCGAGCAGGGCUCGGGCAGGCGAUCAAGCUCUUCUGAAGCUUCCACCAUCAGGUUAGUUGAUUGUGGUGUUUUGAUCGAGCAUUGCAGCAGGUAUAAGAAUGCCCAAGGUGAAGACGAGCCGUGUGAGGUAUCCGGAAGGAUGGGAGCUCAUCGAGCCUACCCUCCGUGAAUUGCAAGCCAAGAUGAGAGAAGCCGAGAACGAUCCGCACGAUGGUAAAAGGAAAUGUGAGGCUCUCUGGCCCAUCUUUAAGAUUGAGCACCAGAAAAGCCGCUACAUCUUUGACCUUUACCAUAGGAGGAAGGAGAUAUCGAAGGAGUUGUAUGAGUUCUGCCUGGAUCAGCGUUAUGCCGACAAAAAUCUGAUUGCAAAGUGGAAGAAGCCGGGUUAUGAGCGGCUUUGCUGCUUAAGGUGCAUCCAGCCACGAGACCACAACUUUGGCACGACUUGCGCGUGUCGGGUACCGAAGCACUUGAGGGAGGAGAAGGUCAUAGAAUGCGUUCAUUGUGGUUGUCGGGGCUGUGCUAGUGGUGAUUGACUGAAUCGAAAUUGUCCUCUGAAACAGUAUUGAACGGGGCAUCGACUGAUUUCUGUAUCCUUGUUAAUUACUGCCUUGCUGGAACUCCUAUCUUGUAUUUUGAGAGUACUAAGUUGGACAGCAAUGACCAGUCUUAUGUCCGUGCCUUGCAUGCCGAAGCACUCUUGAGACAAUGAACUGGGUUUGCACGAUAUCGAGUCAUUGAAUCAUUGGUCGCUUCUGUUUGAGAUUUA